Messenger RNA from Mytilus trossulus (common blue mussel), 765 nucleotides. Its product is annotated as beta-1,3-galactosyltransferase 1-like. NCBI's taxonomy places the organism in Eukaryota, Metazoa, Mollusca, Bivalvia, Mytilida, Mytilidae. The transcript has 3 exons. Gene Ontology annotation, molecular function: hexosyltransferase activity. The record is from RefSeq and is a predicted model, not a curated record. Bases 1 to 765 code for a protein of 254 amino acids. Gene Ontology annotation, cellular component: Golgi membrane.
AUGCCAAAAACUUUUGAACUGAAUCAAACAGACAAACAACAGAAAUGUACUGGGUGCUUCUCAGAAAGCAUUCACUUAAUAACCGAUAAAAUAGAAAUUUGUAACCCUAGUAACAAGUAUAUCGAUAUACUAAUCAUGAUAACGUCUUUUCCGCAAAAUAAGUUGAGUCGAAACGCUAUGAGAGAUACUUGGUUGAGGCAUACAAAAAAUAACACAGGAAAUAUCAGAUACGAUAUCAUAUUGGGAAGUUUUAAGGACGCAUACAAUAGUCUGACUUUUAAAACAUUGAUGGGUUUUCAAUGGGCAAACAAACGAUGUCCAAAUGCACAGUUCGUUAUGAAAACGGAUGAUGAUGUGUACGUGCAUAAUCCUGGACUAAAAAAAAGCCAUUUUGGAGGAAGAUGUCAACAUAUUGCAAGUCCUGUAAGAGAUAAAAGAUCCAAGUGGUAUGCUUCAUUUGACAGCUAUCCAGAAAAAACAUAUCCGGGUUAUUGUUCUGGUACUGGAUAUGUCACCAGUUUGAACGUUAUCACAAAAAUAGUUAAAAUAUCAAAAAGUGUUCCGUUUUUUAAUCUGGAAGAUGUGUUUGUUGCUUUGUGUAUAAAAAAACUUGUAUUACGUUUAAAUCCAAUCACCGGCUUUAUGUUAGCCUAUGAUUUUGUCAAUUGCAAAAACAACGAUAAUAAAUUAGUUACCAUUCAUCAAGUGUCAGUCAGCAUAUUGAGACGUAUUUGGGAGAUACCUUGCAAUGCAAACAAAGUAUGA